UCAUUUGAAUAAUUGAAUAGUUAAGUGAGCUAGUGGAUGAAAUAGAACAAAAAUACAGUUGAUUUAAAUAAUAACGAACAAGUGAGUAAAAGUGAAGUGUUUAUCGGAAUUGUUUAAUAUAAGUUUAUUAUAGAUUAAUAAACAAAAAAAUGAAUUAAUGUUUAUGUUAAUAUGGCUGCGAUGCAUUACAAUACGACAAUGGUAGCUGAGGAUAUUCAUUCACGUCAUCCAAGACAUACUUAUAGUUUAGAUGAAGCUGGUGGUGGAUCACCUAGUUCUGAAGAAGCUAGAUCACCAGUUGCUGGAUCACCCGUUGGAUCCACCGUUGGUUAUACCAAUGCCAAUGAAUCAAGAAGAGAUUCUGAUAAUGAUGCAAUCAAUUCACGGUUGAUUAAUUACGACUCGUUCAAGUUUAAUGAUGAUAAUCAAAGAAAUUCGUUUCGGGAAGAACAUCCGGCUACGAAACGUUAUCGUAAAAAUCAAAGUGAUGAUAGAAUUUGCGGAGAAACCGGGAUGUGCGCAUCACCAUCAGAUGACAAUGAAAGUCAUAAUGAACAACCUUCAUCGGAAAGACACCAACGUGGUACAACGGGAAAAACAUCUUUUUGCAUUGAUGCACUUCUUGGAAGGGCGACAGGAAAUAAUCAAAUUCGGCAUUCAGAUGUCGAAACGUCAUUAAGACUUUCAACGUCUAGAAGAGAUUUAGACGACGAUUCCGAAACUCGUGGAUCCGAAUCACUUCUACCACCGCCUUCACGAACAAGUUCCGGUUCUUUAGGCAAUCCACUGCAUCCAUUUGUGCCUCGAAUCGAACGGAACCCUGUGGUAUUGAGUCCAAUUACCAAUUCACGGAUGCUUCAUGCUAUUAGGGAAUCGAAUAGUAUGCGUUUAUCAUCAUCGUAUGAUAGAUUUGCUGGUACCCCAGAAGACUUGGCAACAGACGUAUCUCGUUAUGACAGAAAUAAUGAUGGUAAUCAGGAAGAUGAUGCAACUACUGACGUAGAUGUCGAAGAAAUGAGAGAUGAUGAUAAUCAAAGAAGAACCAGUAGUGCUAGUCCUGGAAGCAAUGGAAGUCAUAGUCCUGCAUCAAGUCCGCCAAUUUCACCAGGUUCAGAAGACCUUAUGUCCAAUCCGCUCAAUAAUUCGGGAAUAAGUAUUGUUGGCCAUCCAAACAAUCGAACAGAUAAUCUAUCUUGCGGGCCAUAUAGUCUAGGUGCUACAGGAGUCAAUGUAGCCGUCGCUAUGAGACAGAGCCAGCAAGGUCUUUUAUUACAUUCAGGUAGUCCUCUGAUACAUCCCUCGGGACUUUACUACCACCCGGCAGGGUCUACAAGUGCUUUUCACUCUAUACACAAAGACGCACAGUCUUUAGGUCAUACAAGGGCUGGAACCGCCGGCAGUGGAGCUGGCUCGACUGCUCCACCACAUCCUUCACCGUCACAACAACAAUCACAUCAUAUUUAUCCAUUACAACUUGAGUGGCUUGCGAGAACUGGGAUGCUUUAUCCAAGACUACCUGCUGAUUUAGCUGGUUGUGCAGCUCAACAUGCGCUUUUAGGUAAAACAAGACGACCCAGAACGGCAUUUACGUCACAACAAUUACUCGAAUUGGAAAAACAAUUUCGACAAAAUAAAUAUCUGAGCAGACCUAAAAGAUUUGAAGUUGCGACUUCGCUUAUGUUAACUGAAACCCAGGUAAAAAUUUGGUUUCAAAAUCGACGAAUGAAAUGGAAACGAAGUAAAAAAGCACAACAAGAAGCACGUACUGUGAAAUCCGAUGAUUCAGGGACAUCGUCAACAGCACCAGCAGCAACAACAACGACAACCACAACAACAACAACUGGGAGUGCCGGACGAACAAAUUCGUUGACGGCACGUGAAUCUGCAAGCAGCAGUAAUAUUAAUAGUGAAGUUGGUGCUACCUCGAGUGCCAGCUCAACUGCUUCAAAUUCAGCAGCAGUUAAUCCUACCAUCGGAUCACAGUCUGAUGAAACUCGUGGUAAUUCACACGACAAUCAUCCAAGACUACUUAGCGAGCUUCGUGAACCUCUUUACAGGCCUUACGUUGUUUGAAUCUUUUAAUUUUAUCUAACAUUCGUAAUUAUAAUUUUACCUGUAAAUAUACUUAGUUCGUAGU
Molecule: messenger RNA, 2137 nt
Organism: Microplitis demolitor
Lineage: Eukaryota; Metazoa; Arthropoda; Insecta; Hymenoptera; Braconidae
Exons: 3
Coding region: 172-2073 (633 amino acids)
Biological process (GO): neuron projection morphogenesis; central nervous system development; spinal cord motor neuron cell fate specification
Cellular component (GO): nucleus
Molecular function (GO): sequence-specific double-stranded DNA binding; DNA-binding transcription factor activity, RNA polymerase II-specific
Source: RefSeq, a predicted model, not a curated record